AUGAUGCAAGACAUUAUGAACCAGGAGAAGAGCUAUGAUUCCCUGCCCAACUUUACCGCUGCGGAUUGUUUGAGGCUGCUGGGUAUUGGACGCAAUCAGUAUAUUGAUUUGAUGAACCAGUGUCGGUCAUCGAAGAAAUUCUUUAGGAAACGUCCUGUGAAAGAUUUACUGCCGAGUCAGCCAAUAGAAGGUGUGCCUAUUGAACCAUGGUGGGUUGUACAAGUUGGAUUUAUUACUGAAGAUGAUAUUAAGUUAUGUGGCAAUGAUGAGAAAAAAGUCAUUGAUAUAAUCAUUGACGCUGGACCGCAGACGGCUGGUGAGCUAGACAGAGAAGUUGUCCACAGUUUGUACAGAAAAGGUUUAAUCUAUCUUGAGGUGAUCAUCGGAGAUGAUGACUGUAUUAGUGUGCCACCUUUGGAAGGAUUUGUUAUGAACAGAGUUCUUGGCGAUUACUUUGAAACUUUGUUGUACAAAAUAUUUGUUUCUAUAGAUGAGCACACACCUGUUGCUGAGCUUGCCAGUGUUCUGCAGAUAGACUUAUCUCUGGUGAAGAUGGCAGUGUCCAUGUACUGCCGGCUGGGCUUUGCCAAGAAAAAAUCCACAGACUUUGACAUGGCUGAUCUUCACCCCUCAUGGAGUGUCAACCAAGAAUCUCCAGUAGCAGGAGUCACUAAAACAAACCAAGAUGUAAAUGAAGAGAGGACACUGCUGAUUGACUUGAGUAGCUCAGUGCACUUGGACGCAGCAGGGGAGAUGAGCAAGUCUACAUCGGUCAACGAUGAUGGCAACACAGGUGGCGUUGUUGGACUGGACUCCACUUUAGAUUUAGGGUCACAAACUUCCGGUCAAAUCAAGAGAAUAGCAUUUCUGUUUGACUCAACCUUGACAGCAUUUCUGAUGAUGGGGAAUCUUUCUCCUGGAUUGAAGAGUCAUGCUGUAACAAUGUUUGAAGUUGGAAAACUGAGUGAUGAAUCUAUGGACAGCUUUCUUAGUGAACUAGAAAAGGUGGGUUCAGAUGCUGAGGGAGAGGCUCGCCGUUACUUUGAUCAUGCCCUAAUUCUGAGAGACACUGUGCGGUUUUUGAGACAUAACCGGGAGCUGGUGGAGGAUUCUGAGGGAGUUGUGGCGAGCGGAGGGCAGGGCAUCGAUUUACUGAGAUGUGAGAGUUUGCUGGGGCUGGAUCCAGAAACUAGAUCCAGAGUUCUGAAUAAGAAUUACAG
This is a messenger RNA of Candidula unifasciata, 1220 nucleotides long. NCBI's taxonomy places the organism in Eukaryota, Metazoa, Mollusca, Gastropoda, Stylommatophora, Geomitridae. The record is from the annotation of a GenBank genome assembly.